Molecule: messenger RNA, 1245 nt
Organism: Tarenaya hassleriana
Lineage: Eukaryota; Viridiplantae; Streptophyta; Magnoliopsida; Brassicales; Cleomaceae
Product: basic 7S globulin 2-like
Exons: 1
Coding region: 1-1245 (414 amino acids)
Biological process (GO): proteolysis
Molecular function (GO): aspartic-type endopeptidase activity
Source: RefSeq, a predicted model, not a curated record
AUGGAGAAGAUUCUCUUUCCUCUGUUCUUGUUCUUCGUGGCAUUGACCAUUCAAGAAGCUCGUUCUCAACAAUCAAGCGGCCUCUUUGCUCGUAUCUCCCCAUCCACUAAUCCCCCACUCUUCACCCUAACCCUAAACUCGGACGAGAAGUACUUCGUCGAUAUCAAUUCCCCUCUCUUGGUUCGCCGCUGUGAAAGCGAGUCCACCCCACGCGCCAUCGUGCCAUGCGACUCCUCCGCCUGUCCCCUCUCCCGCAGUUUCCGUCCAGCCCCUUGUCCUGUCCCCAACAACACUUAUGUCCGCGGCCAGUGCGCUUGCGUCGCCUCCUCCUUCGACCCGUUUACCGAUGCUUGUGGGAGGAACAUACUCACUACAGAAACCAUUGCUAUCUCCUCCACAAACCCUAGAAAACCCACCUAUCUUGUUCCCCAAGUAAUCGUCCUAUGUGUUCCCACGGUGUUCUUGCCGGAUCUUCCGCCGGGGAUUUCCGGUGUCGCUGGCCUUUCCCGGUCGCCUCUCUCCAUGGGGUACCAACUGGCCUCUUCGACUUCUGGGUUGUCCAGGAUAUUCGGUCUGUGUUUGCCUUCUACCGAUAACCCUGGCAACAGAGGUGGCCUCGUCUUUAGAAACGAUCCGUAUCUGUUGAAAUCUGGGACAAUUCUGGGUUCUAGGAUAACCACGUCGGAGACUCCGUUGAUUCUGAACGAAAAAAUCCCAAACGGUAACUACAUCAGCCUCAGAGACAUUUCCGUCAACGGGAGAGAUGGCUGGUUCGGUCCGAGCACUUUCGCAUUCGAUUCUGCCGGCAGAGGAGGUACCUUGCUCAGCACGACAACUCAGUACACUACGAUGAGAACCGACAUUUACAGAUUCCUUCUCGGAGAGUUCUCCAGAGCGACUUCUCAAAUACCAAGAGCCGGCCUGGUUAGCCCCUUCGGUUUAUGCCUCCGGCUAAGAUCAAGCAGUCCGGUUAACGUUCCUCGGAUCGAUCUAAAGCUGGACAACGGGAAAAUCUGGAGCGUGUAUGGCGCGAACUCGUUGAAGAAGGUGAGUGAUGACGUGUCAUGCCUGGCUUUCGUAGACGGGGGCGCUUCGCCGAGUCAAGCGGUGGUGAUUGGGUCGUACCAGAUGGAGAACAACUUGUUGGUUUUCGAUCUGGAGGGGUCGACUUUGAAGUUUAGCUCGUCUCUGUCUUUGUUUAACACCUCUUGCAAUGUUUUUCAAACCGGUUCUUCAUCAAUGUAA